AUGGUAAUGAGCAGUGUGAGACAGGUGUUUGUAAGUCAUUAUCCAGACCAAGCGCAGAGGAGACGGGGAAUCAACGCCGUCCCGAGUGCCACCUCUCUCUGGUCAUCCCCGUCCCCCCUUUCCCCAACCCCGGCCCCUCCCCUCCCACCCCGCCAUCCCCGAGCCAUGGCCGGCCUCCCACAGUCCUUCAGCAGCUUCAGCGGCUGCGGGCCAUCGGGCCUGGGGUGGAGGAUGAGCGGGGAGCCUGGCUUCAGCUCCUGCAGCUUCAUCCCAGGAGAUGUUCCCUCUUCCUUCUGCAAAGUGACCGUCGACCCCUCCCUGCUGCUGCCCCUGGACAUUAAGGUGGACCCGGCCAUCCAGCAGCAGAAAGCCCGGGAGCGGGAGGAGAUGAAAACCCUCAACGAUAAGUUUGUCUCUUUGAUUAUGAAGGUGCAAUACCUGGAACAGAGGAACCGGCUCCUGGAAACACGCUGGGCCUUCCUCCAGGAACAGGAGUCAGGCCCGAUCGACUGCUCCAAUAUCUACGAGGUCUACACCACCCGGCUGCAGAAGGAGCUGGCUGAUGUCAGCCAGGAGAGGGGCCGACUGGAGGCCGAGCUGCAGCAGGUGCUGGGGAGCGUGGACGAAUACCGCAACAGGUAUGAAGAAGAGAUCACGAAGAGAAUGGACAUGGAGUUUACCUUCGUUCAGCUGAAAAAGGACCUGGAUGUUGAAUGCCUACGGAGAACUGAGUUGGAGACCAAGCUACAGGGCCUUCAGGGCUUCGUGGAGCUGAUGAAAAAUGUGUAUCAGCAGGAGCUCCAGAACCUGAUGGCAGAAGUCAAGGAUGUCUCCGUGACAGUGGGGAUAGACAGCCAGUGCCACAUCAACCUGAGCGGUAUCGUGGAGGAGGUGAAGGCCCAGUAUGAUGCCAUCGCAGCCAAGAGCCUGGAGGAGGCUGAGGCCUAUUCCAGGAACAGGCUGGAGGAGAGCCAGGCUCGGUCGACCGAAUGCGGGAACAGCCUCCAGGCCAGCCGGAGUGAGAUCGCCGACUUGAACAUUCAGAUCCAGAAACUGCGCUCCCAGAAACUCUCGCUCAAGAGUCACUGUUUGCACCUGGAAGAGAGCAUCAAGGAGGCCGAGGAGCAGGGCAAUGUGGCCUUUCAGGACGCCAAGGCCAAACUCCUGCGACUGGAGUCCGCCCUGCACAAGGCCAAGCAGGACAUGGCGCUCCAGCUGCGGGAUUACCAGGAGCUGAUGAACGUCAAACUGGCCCUGGACAUCGAGAUUGCCACUUACCGGAAGCUGGUCGAGGGAGAGGAGAGCAGAAUGGACUGUCCCUCCUCAGCCACGGUCAGCACCUUCCAGUCCAGGAACAGGCCCACCAAAGCCAGCUUCUUAGGCCCCUCUCAAUCUCUGUCCUGCAAGAAGAAGUAUGAGAAGAAGGGUCCGGUCAUCAAGAUCACCGAGCUGACCGAGAAGCUAUUCUCUCAGGAGUCCGAGGCCACUCAGUAA
Messenger RNA from Tachyglossus aculeatus (Australian echidna), 1494 nucleotides. It is a transcript of the gene KRT80, whose product is annotated as keratin 80. The transcript is spliced from 9 exons. Bases 1 to 1494 code for a protein of 497 amino acids. Gene Ontology annotation, biological process: keratinization; intermediate filament organization. Gene Ontology annotation, cellular component: keratin filament. Gene Ontology annotation, molecular function: structural constituent of skin epidermis. The record is from RefSeq and is a predicted model, not a curated record. Lineage: Eukaryota; Metazoa; Chordata; Mammalia; Monotremata; Tachyglossidae.